AUGUCAUCUGAUGAAGAAUGGAAAUUUGCGCGAUCUAAACUAUGGAUAAGCUAUUUUGAAGAUUCUGGAACUCUUCCACCACCAUUUAAUAUUAUACCUAGCCCAAAGAUACUUUAUUACCUCUUGUUAUGGCUAAAGAAGACAGUAUUAUCUUGUUCACCAAGACAGAAAAGAAACAGAUGGCAAAGCAUUAAGGUAGGCUCAAUUGAAGAGUAUCUCAAGUUGUUUUGUUUUCAUUUUCAAAAAAAUCUAAAGAAAAUUGAAAGUAAUAGGCAUUCUUCAAUAUCUAUAGAAUUUUUUUUUAAUCUUUAA
Lottia gigantea (owl limpet) is the source of this 312-nucleotide messenger RNA. RefSeq lists its product as hypothetical. The record is from RefSeq and is a predicted model, not a curated record. Gene Ontology annotation, cellular component: cation channel complex; membrane. The transcript has a single exon. NCBI's taxonomy places the organism in Eukaryota, Metazoa, Mollusca, Gastropoda, Lottiidae. Bases 1 to 312 code for a protein of 103 amino acids. Gene Ontology annotation, biological process: regulation of cytosolic calcium ion concentration; calcium ion transmembrane transport; manganese ion transport. Gene Ontology annotation, molecular function: inositol 1,4,5 trisphosphate binding; store-operated calcium channel activity.